AAAACACACACAGACACACACACACACACACAAAUCACGGAACGGCACUUCGCGAGCAGCACAAAGAAAAGCUGAAGGCUGCGCAGGGGCUCCAUCGAACGCGCGGGUCGCGCAUUAUUAUAUUAUAACGCUCAGCAGCUUUUCCGUGUGACGCGCAAAGCAAAGCGAAGCGAAGCGAAGCGCAGCAGGAGGAUCAUGGAGGCGCCACCGCUGCUGCUGCUGCUGCUGCCGCUCGCUGUGGCCGCGCUGCUCGCCGUCGUCGGGCCCCCGCCGGUCACCGGCAGCCCCAGUCCGCUGGAGGACGUGGUCAUCGAGCGACACUACAUCCCCAAGCUGUGCGCCCGGGAGGUGCAGAUCGGGGACUUCGUGCGCUACCAUUACAACGGCACGUUCACGGACGGCAAGAGGUUCGACUCGAGCCACGACCGCGGCACUCCGUUCAUUGGCCAAGUGGGGCUCGGGCGGCUCAUCACGGGAAUGGACCGCGGCAUUCAGGGCAUGUGCGUCAACGAGCACCGCAGGGUGACCGUCCCUCCGCACCUGGCCUACGGCAGUCUUGGUGCAGGUAAUGUGAUCCCCCCUGACACUACGCUGAUAUUUGACCUGGUUCUGCUGGACAUCUGGAACGCGGAGGACAAGGUGGAGACGCACACGCUGAGCAAACCCGAGGGCUGCGUCCGCACCGUGCAGGCGUCUGACUUUGUUCGCUACCACUACAACGGUUCGCUGCUGGAUGGGACCCCCUUUGACUCCAGUCGCAACAGAAAGCAGACCUACGAUACCUACGUGGGGCAGGGCUACCUGAUCCAGGGGAUGGAAGAGGGGCUUCUGGGCAUGUGUGUCGGGGAGAGGAGGACUGUCAUCAUACCCCCCUUUUUGGCCUAUGGAGAGAAAGGAUACGGCACGACAAUCCCUCCGCAAGCUAGCCUGAUGUUUGACGUCCUCCUCGUGGACCUGCACAACCCUAAAGAUGAUAUUAUUAUGGACAACCAAGUAGUGCCCGAGUCCUGCGCUCGCAAGUCGGUUGUGGGAGACUUCAUGCGCUACCACUACAACGGCACCUUCCUGGACGGUACCCCGUUUGACUCCAGCUACCAGCGCAACAGCACGUACAACACCUACAUUGGCCUGGGCUACGUUAUCCCGGGUAUGGACAAGGCAUUGCAAGGGUUGUGCAUCGGGGAGAAGCGCCGGAUUACCGUGCCCCCUCAUAUGGCCUAUGGGGAAAACGGCUCCGGAGACGUCAUUCCCGGUUCCGCUGUGCUCGUCUUCGACAUUCACGUCAUCGACUUCCACAACCCCAAGGACACCGUGGAAAUCAGGGUAACCCAGAAGCCCGAGGAGUGCAACCUUACGUCCGCUGCCAACGACCUCAUCCGGUACCGCUACAACUGCUCCCUGCUGGAUGGCACGCUUAUCUACUCCUCCGACCACCAAGAGAAACCUCCGGAAACGGUCCUGGGGACCUUCCGGGUCAUCGAAGGGCUGGAUGAGGGUCUGCGUGACAUGUGUGUCGGAGAGAGGAGGGUGGUCAUCGUGCCCCCCCACCUGGGCCACGGAGAGAAUGGAGCACGGGAUGUUCCAGGUAGCGCGGUGCUGCUCUUUGAACUGGAGCUGACGCACAUCCAGAAGGGAGUGCCGGAGGGGUAUCUGUUUGUGUGGCUGGAGGACAGUCCGGAGCCCAUCUACCAGGCUAUGGACCUGAAUAAGGAUAAAGAAGUUCCCCUGGAGGAGUUCUCGGAAUUCAUCAAGAUGCAGGUGGCAAACGGCAAAGGCCGCCUCCUGCCCGGCCGCGAUCCCGACGUUGUCAUCAAAGACAUGUUUGACAACCAGGACCGCAACAAGGACGGCAGGGUGACGGAGGACGAGCUGAAGCUUAAGGUAGACGAGGACAACGAGAAGCUUCGACACGAGGAACUGUGAGGCGGACGGGGAGGCUUGGCUGCGCGCCGUUGCAAGGACGCGUGGGAGCGGAUGGAGACUGACGCGGAGGGAUGCCGUCAAAGUGGCCCCCAAUUUUUUUUUUUUUUUUUUUUUUUUUUUUAUAUACUGCAUUCACUCAAUCAGGAAGCACCACCAACAUCCGGCACACCCAGUUCCAGGUUAUGUUGUUCCGUUCAUAAUCCGCAUUUUUAAUUUCUAUUUAUUAUUUUAGAGAGAACGAGCGAACUACCUAUUAUUUACGAAUACUCGCAAAACGUGACUGAACCUGGCAAGUUCUGGCAACGAAUUUGCCCACAUUCCGUCUGAAAUAUAAAACGGGAGCUCCCGAGGAUAUGAAUAUAUGAUCCGUCGUAUCUUUGUCCUCCUGAAGUUAGUUUUACGCAAUAAUAUUCUGCCAGAGACAUGAUGUUAAAGACGGCCGUCAGACUGCGGAAUUGUCGCGCUGUCUGCUCUAGAAAUAGCUCUCGAAGAGGUUGGAACAACAGCAGAGCUUUUCUGAGCUGUUCAGCAAACACCUCCUCAUCUGUUGCUUCUCACCAUCCAGGCUGAUGAAUUUUAGACAGAUCCUGAAAUUUUUACCCUCCAGUGUUGAGAUUCUAUCAUGACUGUAGAGCUCUGAGAAACAUUCCAGAUUUUUAAGUUUGGCUUAUCCCUUUUCCUGUUUUUUUUUUUUUUUUCCUUUCUUUCUUCUUCCAAAAA
This is a messenger RNA of Scleropages formosus (Asian bonytongue), 2643 nucleotides long. Its product is annotated as peptidyl-prolyl cis-trans isomerase FKBP10-like. Lineage: Eukaryota; Metazoa; Chordata; Actinopteri; Osteoglossiformes; Osteoglossidae. The record is from RefSeq and is a predicted model, not a curated record. Bases 196 to 1923 code for a protein of 575 amino acids. The transcript has 10 exons. Gene Ontology annotation, cellular component: endoplasmic reticulum. Gene Ontology annotation, molecular function: calcium ion binding; peptidyl-prolyl cis-trans isomerase activity.